This is a messenger RNA of Chlorocebus sabaeus (green monkey), 932 nucleotides long. NCBI's taxonomy places the organism in Eukaryota, Metazoa, Chordata, Mammalia, Primates, Cercopithecidae. The record is from RefSeq and is a predicted model, not a curated record.
AUGAAGAGAGAACUUUUUGGUAUCUUUAGCCAGAAGUCAAACCUCAGGAUACAUCAGAGAACUCACACAGGUGAGAAACCAUAUGAAUGUAAUAAAUGUGGAAAAACCUUUAGCCAGAAGUCAAACCGCAGGAUGCAUCAGGGUACUCACACAGGUGAAAAACCCUAUGAGUGUAGUGAAUGUGGGAAAACCUUCUACCAGAAGGCAGUUCUCACUAAACAUCAGAGGACUCACACAGGGGAAAAACCCUAUGAGUGUAAUGAAUGUGGGAGAACUUUUAGCCAGAAGUCAAACCUGAGGAUGCAUCAGAGUACUCACACAGGGGAGAAACCCUACGAAUGUAAUGAAUGUGGAAAAUCCUUCUACCAGAAGUCAGUGCUCACCACGCAUCAGAGAACUCACACAGGAGAAAAACCCUUCAAGUGUAACGAAUGUGGAAAAACCUUUCGUCAGAGGGCAAACUACAGCAGGCAUCAGAAAACUCACACAGGACAGAAGCCUUAUAAAUGUAAUGGAUGUAGGGAAACCUUCUUCCAGAAGUCAGCCCUCACUGUACAUGAAAGAAUUCACAUGGGGAAGAAAUCCCAUGAAUGUAAGGAAUGUGGGAAAAUGUUCUACCAGAAGUCAUCCCUCAUGAUACAUGAAAGAAUUCACACAGGGGAGAAGCCGUAUGAAUGUAAAGAAUGUGGGAAAAGCUUUUGCCAGAAGUCAACUCUCAAUAGACAUCAGAGAAUUCACACACGUGAGAAACCAUAUGAAUGCAAAGAUUGUAGGAAAGCUUUCUACCAGAAGUCAGCCCUCACUGUACAUUACAGAACUCACUCAGGUGAAGAGGCCUGUUAACCUACUGAAGGUGUGAAAAGCCUUAGUAGCAAAUGAAAUCCUACAGUGUAUCAGUGGAUGCAUACAGGAAAUAAACCCUUUGCAUGUAA